Rhododendron vialii is the source of this 2143-nucleotide messenger RNA. RefSeq names its product laccase-2-like. Bases 67 to 1803 code for a protein of 578 amino acids. Gene Ontology annotation, biological process: lignin catabolic process. Gene Ontology annotation, molecular function: copper ion binding; hydroquinone:oxygen oxidoreductase activity. Gene Ontology annotation, cellular component: apoplast. Lineage: Eukaryota; Viridiplantae; Streptophyta; Magnoliopsida; Ericales; Ericaceae. The transcript is spliced from 6 exons. The record is from RefSeq and is a predicted model, not a curated record.
UUCCACACUAAUAAGCAAAAAACAAUCAGAUUUUCAGCAAUCUUGUCUCUGUUUCUUGUUAACAAAAUGGCUACUUUCCUCAAUUUAUCACCGCCACUUAUGGCUGCUUUACUCUGCAUAGCUAGCUUCUCUCUUUGGCUACUUCCUGAAGUUGCUACUGCAGGCAUUACUAGGCACUACAAAUUCAAUAUAAGAUUGCAAAAUGUGACAAGAUUGUGCAACACCAAGACCAUCUUGACUGUCAAUGGCAAGUUUCCCGGCCCUCGGAUUAUCGCUAGAGAGGGCGACCGUGUCGAGAUCAAGGUUGUUAAUCGUGUCCCCAACAAUGUCAGCAUCCAUUGGCAUGGUAUCCGGCAGCUUCAGAGCGGGUGGGCAGACGGGCCGGCGUACAUCACUCAGUGUCCCAUUCAAACUGGCCAGACUUAUGUAUACAACUUCACGAUCACCGGCCAAAGAGGAACUCUGUGGUGGCAUGCUCAUAUCUCAUGGCUAAGAGCAACUCUCUAUGGACCUCUUAUUGUCUUACCCAAACACAAUGUGCCUUACCCUUUCGCUAAACCGCACAAGGAAGUUCCCAUCAUCUUUGGAGAGUGGUGGAAAGCCAAUACAGAGGCAGUUAUAAACCAGUCAUUCGUAACCGGAGCCGGCCCUAACGUCUCCGAUUCAUUCACCAUCAAUGGACUCCCUGGGCCAUUGUACAAUAUUUGUUCUCCAAAUGAAACAUUCAAGCUGAAGGUACAGCCCGGGAAAACUUACCUCCUCCGUCUGAUCAACGCUGCACUCAACGAUGACCUCUUCUUCAGAAUAUCAAACCAUUCCCUCACCGUAGUCGAAGCCGAUGCAGCAUACAUUAAACCAUUCCGAACGGAGACUUUGGUCAUUGCACCGGGUCAGACCACGAACGUUCUCCUUAGAACCAAACCGAACCCUCCCGUUAACUCCUCUUUCCUAAUGGCCGCCAGACCUUAUUUCACCGGCAGGGGCACUUUCGACAACUCCACAGUCGCCGGCAUUCUUCAAUAUGGAAUAGGAAACCCCUCUCCUAAGAAUCUCCCAGUCCCAAUUCUCCCUCCGAUCAACGCGACUGCCUUUGUUGCAAAUUUUUCCAGCAAAUUCCGCAGUUUGGCAAAUUCCCAAUUCCCCGCCAACGUUCCCCAAACUGUCCAGAAGCGAUUUUUCUUCACGGUAGGCUUAGGGACCAACCCCUGCCCAAAAAACCAAACUUGCCAAGGCCCUACCAACACCACGAAAUUCACGGCUUCGAUGAACAACGUGUCCUUCAUUCUCCCCAAAACUGCACUCCUCCAAUCCUACUUCACCCGAAGAACCAACGGAGUUUUCACCACCAAUUUCCCGACCACUCCUUUAGUCCAGUUCAACUACACGGGAACGCCGCCUAACAAUACGAUGGUGAUGAACGGCACGAAAGUGGUGGUGCUGAAUUUUAACACCACCGUGGAGUUGGUGCUGCAGGAUACUAGCAUUCUUGGGGCCGAGAGCCACCCCCUUCAUCUCCAUGGGUAUAACUUUUUCGUCGUUGGACAAGGGUCUGGAAACUUUGAUCCUAACAAGGAUCCUGCUAAGUUUAACCUUGUUGACCCUGUUGAGAGGAAUACUGCCGGCGUGCCGUCUGGUGGGUGGGUUGCGAUCCGGUUCCAGGCUGAUAACCCAGGGGUAUGGUUCAUGCACUGUCACUUUGAAGUGCACUUGAGCUGGGGAUUGAAGAUGGCUUGGCUCGUUUUGGAUGGCAAACUCCCUAACCAGAAGCUGCCCCCUCCGCCGUCCGAUCUUCCUACCUGUUGAUCCAGCUAGCUUUUGAUCACUCUGCCGCCGGUUUCUUCAAGCACAGGAAUAUGUUGCGUAAAUUAUCAUACCCGUCUUUCUGUUUUUUGCCUUUCUCUGUCAGUUUUGCCGAGAAGAAAUGUCGCUAGAGAGUGUAGCCAGGCAAAUAUUGGUAUUGUGUUUUUCUUUUCUUUUGUUUUUCCUUUCUUUUUCUUUUGCGUGGCAAUUGGCAUUGAGUUGAUUACUUGGGGCUGUUUGUGUGUAGCUAUUUGACGAUUGCAGGAGAGAAAAAUUGUACACUUGAUCCAUUUUAUUUUAGCAAAAUUUGAGUUGUGGAGAGCCUCACGGCAUGGAGAAAACG